This is a messenger RNA of Nezara viridula (southern green stink bug), 2720 nucleotides long. The record is from the annotation of a GenBank genome assembly. NCBI's taxonomy places the organism in Eukaryota, Metazoa, Arthropoda, Insecta, Hemiptera, Pentatomidae.
GUAGUUAGCAAAGUAGUUGUUUGACAAUGUUGUGUUAUUGAAUUGUUUUAGUGACUAUUUUGUUAAUAAACAUCAUUUAAAUGCCCUCGAUAGAUGUUAUACAGCCUCCUCCUCCUCCUCCUACCUUGGAGAAGGAGGAACCUUUACUUCAACCAACAACUAAGCCUAUUGUUGGUAUUAUAUACCCUCCACCUGAAGUAAGAAAUAUUGUUGAUAAAACUGCCAGUUUUGUCGCCCGUAAUGGACCAGAAUUUGAAUCUAGAAUCAGGCAGAAUGAAUUGGGAAAUCCUAAAUUCAACUUUCUCAAUACGGGUGACCCUUACCAUGCCUAUUAUCAACACAAAGUUAAAGAAUUUAAGGAAGGAAAGGGAACUGAACCACCACCACCUCCACCUCCAGUGCAACAGAAGACUGUAGCUUCUGCGACACAACUGAAACAGCAAGAAAUCCUAAAGCAGGUCACGGAACAGCCGUUUGUACCAAAAGAUCCUCCUCCAGAUUAUGAGUUCAUGGCUGAUCCACCUUCCAUUUCGGCUCUGGAUUUGGAUAUAGUAAAGUUGACAGCACAGUUCGUUGCUAGAAAUGGGCGCCAGUUCUUGACUAACCUCAUGAACAGGGAACAAAGAAAUUACCAAUUUGAUUUUCUUCGGCCACAACAUUCUCUUUUUCUGUAUUUCACCAAACUACUCGAGCAGUAUACAAAGGUGUUGAUUCCCCCGAAAGACCUAAUGUCCCGUCUAAAAGAAGAAUGUUCCAAUCCUACUGGAGUUCUGGAGCAAGUCAGGUAUCGUGCAGACUGGCUUCACUACCAAGAAUUGCAGAAGAGAAAAGAGGAACAAGCGCUUGAGAAAGAAAGGGUGGCUUAUGCACAGAUAGAUUGGCAUGACUUUGUUGUUGUCGAGACAGUGGACUAUAUUCCAGGUGAAGUAGGCAACUUUCCUCCACCUACUACUCCAGACGAAGUUGGUGCCCGAGUCUUGAUGCAGGAGCGAAUCUUAGAAAAUGGAGGAGAGGAUCUGACGGAAGGAGCAGGUAGCGAUGAUGAGAGAGAGAAGGAAGAUAGCGAAAGAGAAGAAGCAGCUGGCGAUAAGGGAGAUAAUACUCAGGUCCAAGAUAUGGAAGAAGAAUCAUCCAGUGACAGUGACGAAGACGAUGAACAGAGGGACCAAUCUCUUCAAGAAAAACAACAGGCAACACCUGCCCAGAAACAGCAAGCGUUGCAACAAAAUCAACAGCACCCCUCCGCCGAUGGCAAGAAACCCCAACCUUCGAUGCAACCUCCUCUGCCCCCUGCUCCAGAUAAAGUUAUCGUCAAGAAAGGCUAUAAUCCUAAGCAGCACCAGAAAACUUCGAAAGGUGCAGAUAACUAUCUUAUUUCUCCAUUGACCAGUGAAAAGAUACCUGCCAACAAGGUACAGGAACACAUGAGAAUUGGUCUGUUGGAUCCUCGCUGGGUCGAACAAAGAGACAAACACAUUCAGGAUAGAAUCAACCAGGAGACUGUCUACGCAGGAGGUUCUGCUAUUGAGGCCAGCUUGAAACAACUUGCGGAGAGAAGAACUGAUAUUUUUGGUGUGGGUGAUGAAGAAACUGCUAUUGGUAAGAAGAUUGGUGAAGAGGAUAAGAAGAAAGAUGAUAAGGUGACUUGGGAUGGUCACACUUCGAGCGUGGAGGCUGCAACUCGCGCUGCCAGGGCUAACAUCACCAUCGAGGAACAGAUCCACCAGAUUCACAAGGUGAAGGGAUUGCUCCCUGAUGAAGAAAAGGAGAAGAUAGGACCCAAGCCUGUCCCAGGAGCAGGGAGCAGCAGCGGAGGAAAUCCAAUGGCUGGUGGCCCCCAAAUCGUUGUCCAAGCCAAAGCCCCUCCCCUCCCUCCUCCACCGAAGGUGCCUCCACUUCCACCUCCAGCUCCUCUGCCGCCUCCACCGGGCCUUGUACCUCAGCCACCCAUAAUGAUGGUACCUGCACCUCUUCGUCCUCCGCUAAUGGUUCCGCCGGGAGCAUUCCCCGUAGUUGCUGCUACUCCUUCUGCUUUCAUGGCUCCACCAGGAACUGCGCCCUUGCCCCCCGCCCCGCAGCCGCCCCCUCAGGUCACUCAGGUGGGGAACUUGUUAAAGCACGUCGCUUCUGCCUCUGUGGGCGAGGCUGAUGAUGAGCCUAUGACCAAGAAGGCUAAAACAGAAGAUUGUCUUGUACCAGAAGCUCAGUUCCUCAUACAGAACAAGAGCCCUGUCACAUUCAAAGUGAUCGUACCGCUUUUGGCUGAAAAGCCAGAAUGGAAGUUGAACGGCCAGGCACUGACGUUCACCCAUCCGUUGACGGACACCAUCGCCUCUAUCAAAGCCAAUAUUUCUGAAGCCAUAGGAAUGCCGGCUGCUAAGCAGAAGUUACAUUGUGAUGGUAUCUUUUACAAGGAUUCUAACUCUUUAGCAUUCUAUAAUAUUUCUCCUGCUACUGUAGUCUACUUGCAGGUGAAGGAAAGAGGUGGCAGGAAGAAAUAAACUGAGUUUAAUAUUAUCAUCUUAUAUAUAUAUUUUUUUUUUCUGUAGAUAAUAGAUAUAAUUCAAUAUGUUUCAUUUAAAAUAAAUAUAUUUAAAAAAAAAACUAAUAUACUUCUUAUGAACUUAAAAAUAUUUUAAUUUGAAGUUUCAACAAAUUGUAACUCUCUGUUUAAUAUUAAAUAUAUGUAGAUUGUGUGUAAGUAAUAUCUGAGAAUGUGG